Molecule: messenger RNA, 1429 nt
Organism: Rhagoletis pomonella (apple maggot)
Lineage: Eukaryota; Metazoa; Arthropoda; Insecta; Diptera; Tephritidae
Product: enoyl-[acyl-carrier-protein] reductase, mitochondrial-like
Exons: 1
Coding region: 88-1182 (364 amino acids)
Biological process (GO): fatty acid metabolic process
Cellular component (GO): mitochondrion
Molecular function (GO): trans-2-enoyl-CoA reductase (NADPH) activity
Source: RefSeq, a predicted model, not a curated record
CAAACUGACAGAAAGAAAAAAUAUUUCUUCUUUCAGACAGAUGGGAAAAUAGCUCAAAUAAAUUCAGCCUUGACUCAUUCAUCGAAUAUGUUUUCACAAUUACGCCGCCGUAUACCUUCUAUAUUACGACGCAACACCGCCGAUAACACGUUACACCGUUACGCGUCGAAUAUAUGCGCACAAACGCUACAAUACUGCAAGUAUGGUGAACCCGCUGACGUCCUGGAGCUGGUUGAGCUCACCGCAUCAGAACCAAAAGACACGCAAGUGCUGGUAAAGCUGCUAGCCGCACCCAUCAACCCCUCCGACAUCAACACCAUACAGGGCAAAUAUCCAGUGAAGCUGCCCCUACCAGCCAUCGCCGGCAAUGAGGGUGUGGCCGAAGUGCUGCAGGUGGGCGACAAAGUGCAACAGCUUAAGCCAGGGCAGCGUGUCGUUGUGGUCGAGAAUGCUCUGGGCACCUGGCGCACACACGCUGUCCUCGAGGAGCAUCAGCUGAUGUGCAUUCCGAAUGAAAUCGACUUGGCUGCCGCAGCCACUUUGGUUGUAAAUCCACCGACAGCCUAUCGCAUGCUGAAGGAUUUUGUGCCGCUCACUCAGGGCGAUUGUGUCAUACAGAAUGGUGCGAAUAGCGCUGUGGGACAGAUGGUGCAUCAGCUGUGCAAGGAGUGGGGCCUGAAGUCUGUCGGUGUGGUGCGCAAUCGACCGAAUUUGGAGGAGGUGAAAACCUAUCUGAAAGAGCUGGGCGCAAGUGAAAUACUCACGGAGGAGGAGUUGGCGAAGACGGAUAUCUUCAAGAAGAAGCUGCCAGCGCCGCGUCUGGCGCUCAAUUGUGUUGGUGGCAAGAAUGCGUCGGACAUUACAAAACAGCUGGCACCCAUGGGGGUGAUGGUCACCUAUGGCGGUAUGUCGCGACAGCCGGUUAUGGUCUCGACGCCUGCGCUGAUCUUUAAGAACAUCUCAUUUUGUGGAUUUUGGGUGACGCGUUGGAUGCGGAACCAUGUCAAAACGCCUGCGCGUGAGAAAAUGUUCGCUGAUCUAAUGAAAAUGUUCCAGCAAGGAAAGUUGAAGGGCGUCAAGUGUGAGAUGGUGCCGUUGAAGGAGUACAAAGCGGCGGUGGCAGCAACCUUGGACUUGAAGGGUUUGGUGGGAAAGAAGUACAUCUUGGAUAUGCAGUGUUAAGUAGGUGCUAUCUCUGGAAGGGUGUUUAUAGAAAAUCGAAAGCGAAAUAAAUAAUGCCAUUUACCCGCAUGUAUUUUUGUUCGUUGCAAUUGUUUAAGAGAUAAUUUGGUACUAAAUUUAUGAGCUUGAAAAAAUACUAGUCGCGUAACAAAAAUUGGUAUUUCCUAUAGAAUCGAACACUUUGAAAUAGGGUUGCCACCUCUGCGAGACUUAAAAUUAAAAGCAUAGAAUCCUUAUUUUGGUUACU